This is a messenger RNA of Cannabis sativa, 2450 nucleotides long. RefSeq lists its product as uncharacterized. Bases 1700 to 2059 code for a protein of 119 amino acids. The record is from RefSeq and is a predicted model, not a curated record. The transcript is spliced from 8 exons. NCBI's taxonomy places the organism in Eukaryota, Viridiplantae, Streptophyta, Magnoliopsida, Rosales, Cannabaceae.
UAAAUUUUUAUAUUGUUAAUUAUUGUUUUAUUUGAUUGUAUUGUUGUGGAUUGCUUUAAUACAAUUUCUUGGUCCUUAAAUUUUUUCAAUUAAAAUGCUUAUGUGAGAAAAUUAUAUGCUAUUCCUAUCUCACUUUGGUUGAGAUACUAAGUUCUCCAUAAUUUUUAUUUUAUAUAUGUUAGUUUUUGUUGUCUUUUCUCAGAGAAAAAAUAGUUAAAUAAUUUGGACAUCAUGUUUGAUAAAAGUUGGUUACGCUUCAACAGGUAAUAAGAAUUAAGGGUUUAGUUAAUAUCAACUUAUUAAAUGUAUAGAUUCAACUAGAUUGUGCAUUUCUCUAAUAUUUUUUAAUAUAUAUAUAUAUAUAUAUAUAUAUAUUUCAUUCAAUUGUAGAGCCUUAAAUGAGUAUAAGGAAGGUGCUAGGAGUUUUGUAGAGACAAUAGAGAAAGAGGCUAAUUAUCCAGAAAAGUUAUUAUGUCCAUGUAAAUUUUGUCGAAACUUAAGUCACCAAAAGGUCAAUUUGCUUUAUGAGCACUUGGUCAUAAAUGGAAUUGAUCCUACAUACACAAUUUGGUUUCAUCACGGGGAAGAAGCACCUAGAAGUGAUGAUAUUGAGGAAAUGAAUUCUUUUGAUGCUUUUAAUUUGUUUAGUGCUACAAAUAUUGAUGUUUGUGAUUCUGAAGAACCUGUAGAAGGCCCUGAUGACAACUUCAUCAAAAAAUUAGAAGAUGCACAAAUCGCAUUAUAUCCACAGUGCACAAAAUACACUAAGUUGUCAGCUAUUAUUGCUUUAUAUAAGGUUAAGACAACUAAUGGAUGGUCUGACAAGAGUUUUGAUGAGAUUCUCAAUCUUUUUCAUGAUAUGCUUCCAUGUGAUAACGUGCUUCUCAAGUCCACGUACUCAGUUAGGAAAUAUCUUCAAACAUUUGACUUAGGAUAUGAAAAGAUUCAUGCUUGUGUAAAUAAUUGUUGUUUGUUUAGAAAAGAUAAGGAGAAGUUAGAAGAAUGUCCAACAUGUGGAACUUCUCGUUGGGCGACAGAUAAACUUACUAACAAGGUUCGAAAAGGUUUUGUGGAGAUCAAUUCAGGCACGAUAUAUAGUUGACAAAGAAUGGAAGAAAAACUAUAUAUUUCAGUCCAUGGGUGAUCUUUGGAGAGCUUCUAAAUCAAGGUUGGUUGCUAAAGUCAAAAAAGCGCCAAAUGAACACGAAAGGCUGAAAUUAAAGCCUGACAACAUCAAAACUGUAAUUGAGUGGAGGGCGUUCAUCAAAGAGAAAACCAGUUUGGAAUUUCAGGCCAAAAGUGACAAGUUCAAAGAGAUAAGAAAUAAACGACUUCCCCAUACUUGUAGCCGCAAAGGAUAUGCUCGAUUAAUCGAUGAUAUGAUGAAUAGUAGUGCAAAAAAUGAAGAACCUUCGAGAGUUGAUGUGUGGACUAAGGCACACAAAAAAAAAAUGGAGAACCUGUCAAUUCCUUUGUUGCUGAAACUUUCGAUAUAUUAGGUGAUUCUUCAUUACCUUCUAAGACUCCAAAGGAAAAAGGAGAUCUUCUUUCAAAUAUAUUAGGUCCUGAAAAGGGUUCCUAUGUGAGAGGUUAUGGUAAAGGAGUUACCAAAACUAAGUUAGCAAUUGCAUCGGAAAAAGAAGAACAUAUAUGUAGAAUUGAAAAUGAGUAUAAAGAGUUAAAAGAAAAAGUGGCUGUUAUGGAGCAAUUGAUUAACUCUUUCAUAAAUUCCAAGUCUCAUUCUAACUUGAGCGGAGAGCAGUCCAAUGCACAUAAUCGUCCUACACGGGGUGAUGUUGGAAUUCAAGGCCAAAAGUGCGACCUUUUGGAUUGGACUGGUUCUGGGAAUAUUGUUGUUGUUGGAUAUUUCAUUUCAGAUGAUCCACAAGAUUCAGUUCUUGGUGUUCCUCUUGGACCAUUUUCCAUGAAGGUUGGUGUUGAUUUUGUAAGGGAACCUAAUGCAUUUCUAUGGAGGCCUACUUCAGGAUUAACUUGCAUUGAAGAAAGCGUUGGAAAUAUUAUUGCUUGGCCGGCUGACAAAGUUAUAAUGAGAACUUGAAUUGGUCUCUUAUGUUGAUGAGGUGUAAACAAGCAGUUUGGAAAGGAUUUUACAUUGUCAAGAUAAUGAACGAUGGGGAUUCCGCAACAAUGGUGCAAUUUAACUUCAAGAAGAUUAAUGUGGUGUUUGCUUGGAAGAACCUAAUAGACAUUACAUAAUAAGUUUUUAUUAUAUUUUUUUAGUAAGGAGUUUUUAUUAUGUUACAAUUUCAUUUGUGACAUAGAUAUUUUGGUUAAUAUAAGAAUUAUAUUAGAUUUUAUUUGUAAAAUAAUAAGCAUUAUUUGAUUUAAUAAUUUCAUUCUAGAAAUGUUAAUUAAAAGAACAUACAAAAGUUAACACUAACAAAGUGUUAUCAUUAAGAAAUUAUAACAUUAAUAAAUAGUUAUUGUUA